CAACAGAACACUAAGAAAGAGCUUCAGCAAUGAAACCUUUUUUAGAAUUUUUCUGUCUGCUAGGAGCAUUUCUACAUGUCUGCACUCAACAUACUGUCCCAGCGUCAGAGUUUCAGCUGGAAGGGGAUUAUUUGAUAGGUGGACUUUUUCACAUUCAUGACGACACUGGCUCUGUGUAUCAUGAAAGACCAGAAGCUCUCGAUUGCACCACUAAACCACUCACAUUCUCAAAUUAUCGGAGAUUUCAGAUGAUAAGAUUUUCUGUAGAGCAAGUUAAUAACUCUACCAAUUUACUGCCAAAUGUAUCUCUUGGCUAUGACAUAUUUGACCACUGCUCAGAUACGCAGAAUUUUCCAGGUGUUUUGAAAUUAAUCUCAGCUAAUGGUUCAAUACAACCUUGGAGUGACAAACAAAGUGUUCUGUCUAAAGUAAUAGCUGUGGUCGGUCCUUUCACAAGCACUCAAUCCCUGACCGUAGCCCCGCUAUUCAUGGUAAAUCUUGUUCCUAUGGUUAAUUAUGCAACUUCUUCUUCUGUGUUCUCAAAUAAGGCAAAAUAUCCAUCGUUCCUGCGUACAUUGCCUUCCAAUUUAAACAUGAUAGAUGUGAUUGUAAGAAUCUUGCAAAAAUUCAACUGGCGCUGGGUUGCUUUCCUUAACAGUGAUGAUGAUUAUGGUAAUGAUGGUCUGGAUUUGUUCACUCAGAGGAUAAAGGAUACUGAGAUCUGCCUACCAUAUUCCAAAGGCCUGAGUGACAGCACCAAUUACUCUCAAACGUUCAAACAGAUGGAGGCAAAACAGAUAAAUGUCAUUAUUGUUUUUGCUCUAGAAAACAAUGUUGAACCUCUCAUUGAGUCAGCAAUGCUACUGAAUGUGACAAAUAAGGUGUGGAUAGCAGGGGAUGCAUGGGCCUUGAACAAAAAACUCCCCAAAAUAAAAGGAAUCAAAAACAUUGGAACCAUACUUGGAGUAGCUGAGCCAGUGGUGACAAUACCUGGUUUCAGUGAUUUUUUGCAUUCUUCCAAAGCCCAACUUCAUUGUAAAUAUGCAGAGCAAGACACAUUUUGCAAUCAGAAAUGUAACUGUAGUUGCAUGAAUCCUGAGGAUAUCUUUGCUGCAGACCCAUCAUACUCUUUUGCAAUUUACUCUGCCAUAUAUGCCAUUGCUCAUGCCUUACACAAUACCUUACGAUGUGGAGCUGACAAAUGUGAUAGCAAUAUCACAGUGUACCCCUACAUUGUUCUAGCAGAGCUGAGGAAGUCAAAUUUUACACUUGUAAAUAAUAGUAUUCAGUUUGAUGACAACGGAAAUCUAAAGCAAGGAUCCUAUUCAGUAGUUUUCUGGAAUAACAGUGGUGAUGCACAGGAGAUUGGAUUUUAUCAGUUUAAUUCAGAAGUGCAUUUCUUCGUGGAUGAUAGCAAAAUUGAAUGGCACACCAAUGGAGAAGUACCUACUUCCUUAUGUUCCCCAGAAUGUCCUGCAGGAUAUAUAAAAAAGCGAAAUGGAAUCUAUGAAUGCUGCUUCGACUGUGAAAUCUGUGCAAAUGGAACUUACGUCAACAUUACGGAGAGUCCAUACACCUGCCUCAAGUGUAAGGACAUCGAAUGGUCUGAAGAGGGAAGUACAUCAUGUAAUCUGCGGGCUGUGGAGUACAUAUCAGCCACAGAUAUUGUGGCUACACUGGUCUUCGUAGCGGCCUGUGCAUUUGUGGGCAUGACGUUAGCCAUGUCUGUUCUCUUUUCAGUCAACUACAACACACCUGUCGUCAGAUCUGCUGGUGGACCAAUGUGCUUCUUAAUUUUAGGCUGUCUAAGUCUGAGUAAUCUUAGUGUAUUCUUUCAUUUUGGUAAGCCGACAGUCCCUCUUUGUACUUUGAGAUACUUACCAUUUCUCUUAUUCUACACUAUUUGUCUAGCAUGUUUUGUUGUGCGCUCUUUUCAGAUUGUUUGCAUUUUUAAAAUAGCAGCCAAGAUCCCCAAGCUCCACAGUUGGUGGGUAAAAUAUAACGGACAGUGGCUGGUCAUUGUUGUUGCAUUUGUCAUUCAAGCAAUCUUCCUCGUUAUUGGCUAUUCUUGUAAACCUCCAAGCCCCUAUAAUGAAACAUCCUGGUACCCUGACAAAAUCAUACUCAGCUGUGACAUCAGCCUACAAGCAUCUACAGCUUCUGUGAUUUUACUGUCAUCAAUAUGCACUCUUUGCUUUAUUUUCUCAUACAUGGGCAAAAACCUUCCUAAAAACUACAAUGAGGCCAAAGCAAUAACCUUCUGCCUCCUCCUGCUGAUCCUCACUUGGAUCAUCUUCGCCACAGAGUGCAUGCUUUACCGUGGGAAGUACAUACAGCUUCUUAGUGCCCUGGCUGUACUUUCCAGCCUGUACUCUUUUCUGUUUUGGUAUUUCCUCCCAAAAUGUUUCAUCAUUCUUUUUCAACCCCACAAAAACACACAGCAGUACUUCCAAGGUCUCAUUCAAAAUUAUACCAAAACAAUUAGCCAGUAGCUCACUUCAGGAAAUGUAUCAAUCACUUCAGAUAGACAAGUCAUAGAUGGAUCUUUUUUAGUUCAAUGCUCUAAUGUCAAAUCCUCUUUGAAAUAUAUGUAAAUCAUGCUUGAGUUACUUAAAGCAAACAAUUUUAUCUUUAGAAAUGUGCUUUAUAUUCUAAAGAGCUUUCACAUAACUCAUAUCUGUAGUCAGCUAUGUAGGAUUCUGGCACAAGAUUAAAUUAACUAUUUGGGGGUUAUGGUUUCUGUUUAUGUAUAUCAUGUUAAAGAAUGGAUGUAUAGUUUUCAAAAUCUUUUAAAGUUAUAUGCAUUUCCAUCACUUUGAAGCAUGAAGUAAAUAUACA
Haplochromis burtoni (Burton's mouthbrooder) is the source of this 2838-nucleotide messenger RNA. Its product is annotated as taste receptor type 1 member 1-like. The transcript has 6 exons. Lineage: Eukaryota; Metazoa; Chordata; Actinopteri; Cichliformes; Cichlidae. Gene Ontology annotation, cellular component: membrane. The coding region runs from base 30 to 2492 and encodes 820 amino acids. Gene Ontology annotation, biological process: G protein-coupled receptor signaling pathway. Gene Ontology annotation, molecular function: G protein-coupled receptor activity. The record is from RefSeq and is a predicted model, not a curated record.